This is a messenger RNA of Rhopalosiphum maidis (corn leaf aphid), 1625 nucleotides long. Its product is annotated as trypsin-like. The record is from RefSeq and is a predicted model, not a curated record. NCBI's taxonomy places the organism in Eukaryota, Metazoa, Arthropoda, Insecta, Hemiptera, Aphididae. Gene Ontology annotation, molecular function: serine-type endopeptidase activity. The transcript is spliced from 7 exons. Bases 408 to 1343 code for a protein of 311 amino acids. Gene Ontology annotation, biological process: proteolysis.
CGGAGCGUAUAUAACACCGGUGCCGCCGAUCCUGUGCGCCCGUGGUCCGCUUCGUCUCGUCCUCUCGUCACGUAAUCCGCGCGUCUCAGCCGUCGCCGCCGACCGUCAGCAGCCGUCGCCGAUUCCGCAGACGAGACCGACUCCGCCGGGACGAACCGACUUGUGCGCCGCCCGCCGUAUAAUAACGAUCCGACUUUACGCGCACACACGCACACACACGCCGCCGACAGCCCACCGCGGUGUUUGGUCGAUAAUAUUUAUUUUAUUGCGUACACGACAACUCGGCCGCCGACCACAUAAUAUUAUACGGUUGUUAUUAUUAAAUCUCUCAUAGCGAUAUCGCGAAAUACAAUAUUAUCGUCGGAAGAACCAGGACUUGGGUAUAGACCAGCCGCAGCGACCGCAAGAUGCACCCGACCGUUGCCGCCGCCCUGUUGAUCGCCGCCGUUCAGGUCGUUCAAGUCGCCGGCGCCUACACGCCAUGGGAUCAUUUAUUCGACUACCGGGAUGAACAGGUGCCGGAUGAACGGCCAACCAAAUAUUGCGCGGCGUGUGAUAAGCCGUGCGGGGCCCAACCGGAACGGAGGUCGGCUUUCGCAAAGAUCGUUAACGGAAAAGACACGCGGGAAAACGAAUUCGGUUGGGCGGCCACGUUGGCCCGUCGCGGUCAGUUCUAUUGCGGCGGCACGCUCAUCACCAAGAAGCACGUGCUCACCGCCGCCCAUUGCGUCGAGAAUUUCAGUCCUAAAGAUCUAACCGUGACCAUCGGUGAACACGACCGGAAAGUCGAUACCGGUCGCAAGUCCGUGCACCAUGUAACCAAAAUCCACCGGCACCAAGAUUUCCGACUGAGCACAUUUGACAACGAUAUCGCGAUCAUAGAACUUCGUGAAGCCGUAUCCCUCAACAACCCGUGGGUGCGCGUAGCGUGCUUACCCAAGUCCUCUGACACGUCUUACGAAGGUAUCAAGGGAACCGUGAUCGGAUGGGGCAGAUUGGGCGAACGCAAAAAGUCGUCCAACAUCUUACAAAAAGUCGAAGUCCCAAUCAUAUCGAACACGGACUGCAAGGACAUGGGAUAUUCGCCAGAGAAGAUCACCGGUAACAUGAUAUGCGCUGGUUUCAAGGAAGGUCAAUAUGACGCCUGUCAGGGUGAUAGUGGCGGACCAAUGCACAGACGUUUAGAUUCUUCUGAUAUCAUGGAAGUCAUCGGAAUUGUGUCUUGGGGCAAAGGAUGUGCCAGAGAAAACUAUCCGGGAGUGUACACCAGAGUGGCCAACUACCUGGACUGGAUUAUGGAUCACACGGGAGACGAAUGCAUCUGCGGAGCAGAAAGUUCCUGAUCCCCCGUUUUUUCGUUACCUCAACUUCACCACUUACAUUUUAAUAUACCACACUUAAAAUUAUUAUAAUAAUUAUAAUUAUUAUUGUUAUUAUUAUUAUUAUUAUUAUUAUUAUUACACUCAUGUGCAUAACUAAGUAUAAAUCGAAACGUAUAUUAUAUUUAUAUAAUGUUACUGUAUAGCUUAUAAUGUUAUUAACCACCGAAUAUGAUUACCUACAUUUUAAAAUAUUGUUAUAUAUUAAUUUAUAUAUACGAUGUAAAUUACGUAAAGUCUAGUCAA